UUUCAGAGUUUCCUUGUUUUAUUCCUUGUUUCCUUGUCAUGCCCAAUUGCCCAUUGCCCACUGUUUUACCACUAAAAUAGUAGUAAAAUACACUACUGGCGCUCAAGAAUAUAAAAAGGGUUGAUAGAUAAAUUAUGAAAAAGUAAAGAAAUGGAUAGAAUUGUACUCUGUCCUUGUAUGCAAAAACCCAAACUCAGUAGUCUGUGAUCACCUAAACCCUGGCUUGCAAAAAGUGUAUAUUGUGAAUAUCAUCUGUGUGUAUAACAGAUAGUACAAAGCACACACCCACAGUGCUGUUUUCAAUUUUAAUUCAGGGUGACACUUGAAUAUAGAUAAAAUUGGUUGCUUCUCAAGUGUCUGGUGGAGGGACUUCUACUAGAUUGUUUACUAGGGAACUGAAUCCCACUGCAAGAAUGGGGAGGUCACUAUUACUGCAAAACUCUAGUCAAUCUCGCAAUUUUGACACGUUAGUUAAUGGGAAGAGAUUGAGAUGUAUUGACAUUGUUGCUCGUGCUUCAUUGUCCACCAACUACAUACAAAUGUCGUCACCCUUGCCCCUUAUGCGCCAAAGAAGACGCCCAUUAUCUGAUAUUAAUUAUUAGCUGAGUUCAGAUUCUAGUGUGCAAACUUCUGAUAUGGAUGAAAAUUUGUCCAUAGAAGAAGAGUUUGAGCCAUCAACUUCAGAAGAUACUUUCCUUGAUUUGAAUGAGAAUUCUACGUCGGUUGCAUCUGAUAAAAUUAAGGCUGAGUUAAGAGGAAAUGCCACCAAUCCAACACAUGAACUUAUCACGUUAUCCCUUCCAGCAAUUCUUGGACAGGCUAUUGACCCAUUUGCACAGCUUAUGGAAACAGCUUUUAUUGGUCGAUUAGGCCCUGUGGAGUUGGCUUCAGCUGGUGUGUCCAUAUCGAUUUUCAAUAUUGUAUCAAAGCUAUUUAAUAUUCCUCUCCUCAGUGUUGCUACUUCUUUUGUGGCUGAAGACAUUUCAAGAAAUGCACAUUCACGCUCCAAUUCAGGCACUUUAUCAUGCUCUUCCAAUGGACUACAUUACUGUUUCCAAGCUUCACAACAAGCUCGAAGGAGAAGUCAACCAGACCACUGUGCGCAAGCUAAUUGAUAAGAUGACAAAAGAAGGGUUUGUUGAAGCUCAAAGCAAUAGGAGACUUGGCAAGCGUGUGAUCCAUUCCAAUUUAACUGAGAAAAAAUUGCAUGAAGUCAAGAAAAACUUGAACCUUAAUGAGAUGGUUGAAGUUUAAAGUUCUUUAGGCACAUUAAUGCAAGUUUCUUUAAUUUCCUGUAAACAGAUUUUUUUUUAAAUGCAAAUUAUGUUGAUAGGAGCUGGAUGAGCCCCAAAGGAAGCUGAACCACUCAGAACCUCAGACAAUUGGAAGCAAAUAAAGGGACUUGUCUACUUGUGGCGGAGUUCGCUCCAUUGGAUCAGAUCUAACUCGCAUGAUAGGCAAGUCUGAUGCUUAUCAGAACGGAUCCAUCAGGAGUGACCAUACUGUUUUAAAGAUGAAAGAGCAUGGAACCCCCACAAGCAGAGCUCAGGGACUGGUCAACAACUGCCUUACAUUUACCAACCAGCAGCUUCUAGAGAGAGUUUUGCACAAGUAAUGGAAAUUGGCAGAACCAAUGGAAACAGUGACAAUUGCAGUGAGUUUGAUGUAAUCAUGUGCAGCAAGUCUUGAUCUCAGAGCAAGCGGUCCAGAAAAGCAAGCGCUGGAAGCUUCCAUCCAUGGCUGUGUUUUUAUAUUUAGUUAAUUGUCAUCAGCCAUUAAAGAGAUCAAAUGUCAUAAGAUUAAUACUCCAUGUAUACACACACAGAAAGUACAUCCCCCCCCCCCCUUCCUUCCAUUAAUUAUAUGUAUCUACCCUUAGGCCUCCGGAUAGAGCUUUUGGUGCAGAAUUGGAACGUAACAAUAAAAUCACAUAUUGUUGUCAUAUACCAAUCAACCUGAUUUCUGGAACAAAAAUAGUCUUACUCUUUUGUAGAGACUUAAUUUUCCAUUUUUUUGGUGACAGGUUAAGGAUCCUAUCCUUCAGUACACUAAGCGCCAGAAGGCUCAAGUCGCCUGAAAAGAAUCAGACUGCAUGGCCUGAUAAUUUCCAGAGUUUCUUUCCACUUAUUCCUAUUUCAUCAGACAGCACUUGAAUCAGCUUUCUUCCUUUCUUUGUUGAACCUGGUGAUCCGUAACUGGAUAUGUAAUAGAUAUGGUUAUUAUGCUUAUUAUGUUAACAGUUCAGACUUGUGAUAACACUUCCCAUAAGUUGUUUGGAGUCCAAGUAAGAUGAUAAAUGGCAACCAAAGGAGACCUGUUUUGUUCGUUUA
Molecule: messenger RNA, 2330 nt
Organism: Daucus carota subsp. sativus
Lineage: Eukaryota; Viridiplantae; Streptophyta; Magnoliopsida; Apiales; Apiaceae
Product: protein DETOXIFICATION 45, chloroplastic-like
Exons: 8
Coding region: 636-1115 (159 amino acids)
Source: RefSeq, a predicted model, not a curated record